Messenger RNA from Gossypium raimondii (Peruvian cotton), 1976 nucleotides. RefSeq names its product probable WRKY transcription factor 3. Gene Ontology annotation, biological process: regulation of DNA-templated transcription. The record is from RefSeq and is a predicted model, not a curated record. Lineage: Eukaryota; Viridiplantae; Streptophyta; Magnoliopsida; Malvales; Malvaceae. The transcript is spliced from 4 exons. Gene Ontology annotation, molecular function: sequence-specific DNA binding; DNA-binding transcription factor activity. Bases 174 to 1724 code for a protein of 516 amino acids.
CAUUACUCGAAGAUAAACACGAAACUAUGAGAAGAACCAACCAAUUUUGCUGAAAAGCAACGAAAUCGAAGAAUCAGAGCAACAAAGAAACCGAAAAGCAAACAAAAACAAAAAGACAAUUUCUCUCUCUCAAUAUAUAAACUGAAAAACUGGGGAAAGAAGAGGUGAAAAAAAUGGCAGAGAAAAGGACAAGAUCAAAGCUUUCAGCUCCAACACGUCCAUCCAUAACUUUACCACCAAAACCAGCCAUGGAUGGCUUAUUUUCAAGUGGUUUAGGGCUAAGUCCAGGGCCUAUGACACUGGUUUCAUCUUUUUUCUCCGACCUUGACUCAACAGAGAAUAGGUCUUUUUCUCAGCUUCUAGCUUCAGCAAUGACUUCACCUGGAGCUCGAUUACCCCACGCUUCAAUGGAUGGUUCAUUUAUGGAGGUGGGUUUUAAAGAUGGAGGUGAAAAAAGCCCUGGGUUUAAGCACAACCGACCUUUGAAUUUUGACUCUCCUUUGUUCACUGCGCCUACUGGGCUAACCCCUUCUGGUUUGCUUAAUUCUCCAAGCUUCUUUUGUCUUUCUCCUCAGAGUCCUUUUGGAAUAUCCCAUCGGCAAGCAUUGGCACAGGUUACAGCUCAAGCUGCCCUAGCACAAUCUCAAGUUCAUCCACAAACCGAAUAUCAAGCGUUGACGGUAUCAGCUCCUUCGGAGUCAUUGAUCCGUCAUCCGUCCUUCACUCCUGAAGAAACUUCACAGUUGAUGCCUCCUUUGGCCUCAGAACCUCAAAGUUCUGCAAUAGAAUACUCGGAAGCUUCCCAAUCUGAUAGGAAAAACCAGCUUCCUAUUGCUGUGGAUAAACCUGCUGAAGAUGGCUAUAACUGGCGUAAGUAUGGACAGAAGCCUAUUAAAGGCUGUGAGUAUCCACGAAGCUACUACAAGUGUACCUAUCUUAAUUGCCCUGUGAAAAAGAAGGUAGAACGAUCUGCUGAUGGCGAAAUAACCGAAAUUAUAUACAAAGGCGCUCACAAUCAUGAAAAGCCUCAGCCAAAUAAACAAGCAAAGGGUGGUAGUGAUGGAAAUGCAAAUUCACAGGCAAAUCCUGAAUUCGGUUCUCAGGUUGCAGCUUUAAAUUCUAACAAGUUAAGUGAAACCAUGUCGUCUCAUUCGAUACUGGGGAAAACUUCUGAAUCUACUCAAGCUGCAGAAUUACCUGGAUCAAGUGACAGUGAGGAAGGAUGUGAUGAAGAGAGUCGAGAAGAAAGAGAUGAUGAUGAACCAAAUUUGAAAAGAAGGAAUACUGCGCCGGAAGCUGCAGUAGUGUUGUCGCACAAGACGGUCACAGAACCAAAAAUUAUCGUGCAAACAAGAAGUGAAGUUGACCUUUUGGAUGAUGGCUAUAGAUGGCGCAAAUAUGGACAGAAAGUGGUGAAAGGGAACCCUCAUCCAAGGAGCUAUUACAAAUGCACGAGUGCUGGAUGCAAUGUUAGGAAGCAUGUGGAAAGAUCAUCAACUGACCCAAAAGCAGUCAUAACAACAUACGAGGGAAAGCAUAACCACGACGUUCCAGCAGCUAGAAACAGCAGCCACAACAUGGUGAACAACAGUUUGUUGCAGACAAAACCGCACAAGGUUGUGGCUGAGAACCAGAACCAUUCUUUACUGAAAGCAAUGGAUUUUGGAAACAAUGGUCAGGGACCAGCAGUUUUAAGGCUAAAGGAGGAGCAGAUAAGAGUGUAAUCCCCCACCUCUUAAAGCAGCCAGAGUCUGGCCAUUCAUUGGUAUGAAAAUGCACAAGGGUUGAAUAAAUAACGCAGGUGAAAUUGAAGGAUAAAUCCUGGUGAAGCAUAAUAUAAUUACCCAGUUUUGAACGUUUUGGAAUUUAUAAGUAAUGUUGUAAAGCAUGUUAGGGCUUGUUUGCUGCUGCUGCCACUAAUUUAUACUUUGUAAGAUUCAGUUAAAAUGACAAUAAGCAAUUACUGAUUAUGUUUA